AUCUGGCAAACAAAAAUAAACAGCAUGCUUCGUGUUGUGUGUGUUGUAUCACUACAAUAAAUAAAGUAUCUAGAUCUAGAUCUAGAUCUAGACUUAGAUCUAAUUCUAGAACUAAAAAAAUACUAAAUAAAAUAAAAACAGAUCUAGAUAUAAAAAAGGUAGAUCUAUUAGACUGGAUUCAAAAUAAUAAAAAGCAUGACUGGCCCUACAAAGGAAAGCCAUUUGGUACAUCCUACCAGAGUGACCCAAGAAACAGAGUCAACACAAGACAGCUGUAUAGCUGUAAAAGAUCAAGUUCUUAAAACUGAUGACUAUGCAGAUUCUACUAUUGAAUCAGAUUAUGUUACAGUUGUCUGUGAAAUAAAUGGUGCUCAAAACUUUCUUACACCAAAUACUAAAAAUGACAACCAGUUUCCAGAUUCUUCUGAAGAGAACUUGACAUCUCUUGUUACCUGCUAUAACAAUGUAAAAAACAUUACCGGUGAAGUUCAAGUAAUAGAUCCUAAAGAUGGUCUCAUUGUAAAAAAUCUUGUAGAAGAUGCUAAUAUUACUGAUUCCACAAGAAGAAAUACACAUGAACUGAGUCUUACAGAAGAUUCAAAUAUUACUAUUCCCACAGAAGACACCAAUAUUACUGAUCCCACAGAAGACACCAAUAUUACUGAUCCCACAGACGACACACAGAGAACAGACCUUACAGAAGAUUCAAAUAUUACUGAUCCCACAGAAGACACCAAUAUUACUGAUCCCACAGAAGACACCAAUAUUGCUGAACCCACAGAAGACACCAAUAUUGCUGAACCCACAGAAGACACCAAUAUUGCUGAUCCCACAGAAGACACUAAUACUGCUGAAUCCACAGAAGACACACAGAGAACAGACCUUACAGAAGAUACUAAUAUUACUGAACCCACAGAAGAAACUAAUAUUACUGAUACCACAAAAGACACAAAGAGAACAGACCUUACAGAAGAUACAAAUAUUACUGAUCUCACAGAAGACACCAAUAUUGCUGAGUCCACAGAAGACACCAAUAUUGCUGAGUCCACAGAAGACACACUGAUAACAGACCUUACAGAAGUCACUAAUAUUACUGAUCCCACAAAAGACGUACAUGGACUAGAUCUUAAAGAAACUAGUAAAACAGAUUCUGCAGAAGUCACCUAUAAAACAGGUCUUACAGAAGACACACAUGGGACAGAUACAGAAAAAAUAGAUUCUUCAGUAGAAACUCAGGAAAUCACCAAUGGUAGUCGUGUAGCAGACCUUAUUAGUGACGCCCAAAAAAAACAUCCUAUAGAAAAUACCAAUGUAGAAAAUGCCUUACAAGACAUUAAUGGUCAAGAAGUAAUUGAAAUAAAGAAAGAAGUAGUAGAUAAUGAUUAUGAUAGUUCAUGUGUGAUCUACCGUAGUGGUGCUAUUGUGGUGUACAGUGAUAGUAGCUCUAGUGAUUCUGAUGGUGAGGAGCUUCUACAACCUCAAGUUGUAGAAAAGCCAACAGAGAUCUUGCCCACUCCCAAGUGCGCAAUUACCAGGACUGAGGGAGAAGUUUUACCCCAGGAGUUACCACCAAUUGAGUACCUUACAAUCUCCCCUGGUGAAGAGGUAUCUCUUGAGCUUGUGGGAGCUGUGUCUGGUAUAGUUGAUGUAUUAGUUGUUGUGAAAGCAAAGUUUGACAGCCCAGCCCUAUAUGAUGACACUGUGUUGUUUUUAAAAGGGAGACAACCUUUAGGAUUGAUCUUUGAAACUUUUGGAACAGUGGAGCGUCCUUUUUAUUCAGUAAGAUUCAACCGUCCUGAAGAUAUUGAAGAAAGAAAUAUACACAUAGGGGAUGAAGUUUUUUAUGCACCUAAAGCAGAUAAUUUGACAAAAUAUGUUUUUAUAUCCGAGCUAAAAAAAUUAAAAUAUAAUGAUGCGUCAUGGGAAUAUGAUAAUGAACCUCCUCCAACACAAAUAGAGUUUUCUGAUGAUGAAGAAGAAAAAAAAGCAAAGCAACGCCAGCGAAAUAAAGCUCGUGGCAUUGAAGGCCAAAGUGAUGAAACACCAAGGCAAAUGUGUUCAAAGAAAAAAAGAAAAAAAGCUUUUGUGGAUAGGAAUCAAGCAGCACGGUUACCAAGUGAUCAGACCCCAGGCUUGUUACAAGGUGAUCUUAACAAAAAUCCCUUUGGGAACAAGUCACAUGUCUAUAAUCCUACUUCUUGGCCCCCAAACAGGCCACCAUUACCUGACAUGUCUGUUCCCCCACCGAACUUUAGACAAAUGUAUCCACCUGCACAUUUUGGUCAAAUGCCUGAUUGGAAGUCUAUCCCUGGAGUUUUCAACAAUGGGCCUAGAGCAUGUUUCUCAGGAAUGAAUGUUCCACCUCCACCAGCACCACAACCCCAAUUUUUUACUUCAUACCCUCCACCCCCACAGUUUUUCCCCACAUAUCCACCACCACAAUUUUCAAAUAACAGCAAUCAUCAAUCCCAAUUUCCCACACAGUAUCCUAACAACACUUUCUAAAGAAUUAUUUGUUUGUUGAUGUAAAAACCUACCAAAUGUUAUAACACAAUAUAAUAUAAAUAAAAAAAUAUCUAAU
Messenger RNA from Physella acuta, 2581 nucleotides. RefSeq names its product H/ACA ribonucleoprotein complex non-core subunit NAF1. Gene Ontology annotation, cellular component: sno(s)RNA-containing ribonucleoprotein complex. Lineage: Eukaryota; Metazoa; Mollusca; Gastropoda; Physidae. Gene Ontology annotation, biological process: ribosome biogenesis; pseudouridine synthesis; box H/ACA snoRNP assembly. The record is from RefSeq and is a predicted model, not a curated record. Gene Ontology annotation, molecular function: RNA binding.